Messenger RNA from Daktulosphaira vitifoliae (grape phylloxera), 2808 nucleotides. RefSeq lists its product as uncharacterized. NCBI's taxonomy places the organism in Eukaryota, Metazoa, Arthropoda, Insecta, Hemiptera, Phylloxeridae. Bases 302 to 2323 code for a protein of 673 amino acids. Gene Ontology annotation, molecular function: protein binding. The record is from RefSeq and is a predicted model, not a curated record. The transcript is spliced from 9 exons.
CGGCUAGUCAGUAGUCGACUCGUCGUAUUGAUGUCUGACUGUGGUUAGGCGGCCCGGUGGUAUGUCAGUAGCGUUAUGGUUUUUUUAAUUGUUUAAAAAUAAAUUUUAUACACACAAAUAGUCUUAUAAAAUAUAUAUGAAUUUUUAAACAUUUGUUUAAUGGUUUUGAACGUAAAUUAAUUAACUGACACCAUCGCAAUUAAUUUUGAUACAGUCACUGUUGGUGAAAAUAAUAAUUUACAUACAUAAACAAAAUAUUUCAUUAAAUGUGUCGUGCGGGUAUGUGUGACCGAUCAUCAUUAUGAGUUCGCCAAAGCCGUUGGACCGGAAAUCGUCCGGCAGCGUAAGGAAACAGUCGUUUUCACAUCACCAAAAGUCUUCCAACGAAGACGUUUAUCAACAACAAGACGAAUAUGACACGCCGAAUCAAAUACUCGAUCGUGUGAAAUGUGACCAUGUGACAGUUACAAAACCAGAAGAAGACAGACGAAGACGAACCAUAAUUGUCGAAAAAAAAAAUGGCAGUUUUGGAUUCAUGCUUCAGAGUUACGGUAUUCACUACAAAAAGGAACAGGAAAUCGAAAUGAUUACGUAUGUGGAUCACGUUGAUUAUGACGGUCCGGCAUAUAGGGCCGGCAUGAGAGAAGGAGACGUGAUCCUAUCAAUAAACGGCAUCGACAUGGAAAAAUCCGAUCAUAAGACCCUUGUGAAUUUUAUAAAAAACUGUGAUACUAGGAUGCGAAUGGUCGUAUUAUUUGAAGACUGUGUUCGCAAGGUCGACUUGCAUAUGAGGUAUAUCCAACUACAAAGGACUCUCCUAGCAAAAGUCGAAGAGUUAGAAAAAGUAGAGAUCAAAGAAAGAGAGUUAAUGGAAGGAAAAUGGAAAACUCAUAGUUUACCGGCUAGAAAAAAAUCUUCAAAAAAUUCUAAUGAUCAAAAAAAUGUAUUGACUGAAAAUGGUGAUAGUUCUAUACCUAGACCAACAUUAUCGACUGAAAACAUAGCUAAACCUCAACCGAUUUAUGUACCUAAACCAAAUUUUGUAUUGGCCUAUCGACCACAACAUUUUGUUGAUCAACAUGGACGUUCCUAUUACCUACACCAACCAGCCACUGCCAUUAUUAGUAGUGGUUCAAAUUAUGUCGGUUGGCACAGUAAUCAUUCGAAUUGUAAAAAUGUCAAAAAUUAUGAACAUCAGGAAAACUGGAACCCUUCAGAUCAACCUAUGCAAAUGAGGCGGUCUCACUAUGUGGUAGAGUUGAAUCGAAGGUGUAGUACAUCAUCCGACUUGCCGAAUAGGUCACAACAACAUAAUAGUAAUUGCAAAUACAAUUUUACCAACAGGGCUUCUCAACGUGCUUCGUCUCAAGGCGACACUUGUCCAAGAUGGGGUUGUAUACGCACUGGUGGUAGUUCCAGCGUCCGUCACAAUCGGCAAAAUAUAUACCAGCAGCAGCAGGACAAUGUCAGCUUAGAGGAGUAUGAUCUAGCUGGGGAAGGAGAAGCUUGCUGUCCGGGAUCUCAAUGUGUUCCAACUAGAAAACACAGAAGAAGGCGCAAAUCGUCUCAUAGUCGCGACAAAAGCCCAGAAUGCAAAUCGGAGAGUUCCUACUGUCGAAAAGGUCACGAAAAGCGACGUCACUCUUCAGCAAGAAAACACGAUGAAGAGCACCUAGUCUCUGAUAAUCGGUAUAAUGAUUUUACAAACCUGAUCAAUGAUCGUUACGCUUCUGAUGAACGCAUAUGCUCCAAACAUCAAAACAGUUUGACUGAGAACAGUCGAGCUACUUAUACGACAUCUCUGAGCACCGACACGCUUUAUUGGGACGAAGAUCCGUUGCAACCGUCUUGCACGCCAACUAGUUCACGACAACACUCAAUAAAAUCCCAAUCCUCAUCAACAUACAGGCGCGAAAACGGAGUGAAGCCUGUCAAAUCGUGGGACAACUUAACGACUAAGGCAUUUGGAGGUUAUGGGUUUGGUUUCGACUUCCUAGAUCGGGAUCAGAUAAAUGCCGCAGCACAUCAACAUCAUCAGCAUACUGUGUACCUUCAAUUGAAAAAUGUCAAAGGUCAUGGCAAACAUCAUCAUCAUCAUAAUCAUAACCACAACCGUAUCAAACAUUCGACGAAAUCAACAGAAGCGCUACUGACACUGCCCCCACAGUAUCCGAUUACGGGUAGUUACGAAUACCUUGACGAUGAAUGUUCUUCUGGAAAAUAUUUCCUCAACUACCGUAAUGACAAAGCUAGUCAGACGGAUUGCCGCAGACAUUCGCACCAUCAGACAAACUAUCAACAAUCAGAAAUUACAAGGUUAUAGAAUCUCCUCGCAAUCUCAAUUUUUAUUAUUUAUAAAAUAUUUUUACUAUUUAUUUUUUAGUCCUUAUAUAUAAACAAUAAUAAAAUACCCUCAGCAUAUCAAACAUUGUAAUUUAUCAUGCUUGUUUUAUUAUGUGUGAAGGGAUAAUUAUCUCUAGUCAUUAUAAUUUUUAUCUCAUUUAUUAUUAUUACCACUAUGCCAUUAAUAUGAUUAAAUGAAUAUUGUUUCAGACUCAACAAUCAGUUAAUAUUUUAAUUUUUUUUUUGUUAUUAAUAUUAUUCAUAUGGGAUAAACGGUAGAACAUUUAAAAAUGGCAUUUAAAGUGUAGUUCAAAGAUAUUAUGUUUUUGAUAUUUGACAUAAAACUUUAAUUUGAUAAUUCCAUAUUAUAUUUUACCUUAAUUGUAAUGUGUACGUAAAAUACUAUUCAUUUUUGUCAAUAAUGAUAAUAAGUUUUUCUUUUUGAAUCUAACACAAUGAGAAUUU